AUGUCUUCAUCGGAACCAUCCCUAAUAUUGGAUUCCGAAAUACCUGGAGGAUAUCGUGAAGUAGAUUUUUCUUCGGGAACAAAGAAGCCAUUGUCCUAUUUGGAUAGAUUUGAAGCGAGAAGUAUCGGAAGGGAUCCCACUACCAUUGGAAACGUUCGAGACGAAACCAGGGCCUGUGAUGACGACAUCAACUUGGUUAGAGUGGAAUCACAAGAUGAAAUGCAACUCUGUUUCACAGGAUUUAUAGUAACAUGCAGUGACGCAAAACAGUACAUACAAACAAAGGAUGAAUCGUUGUUAGAAAAGCCUGAAAAUAGGAUGUAUUAUUUAUUUUGUGAAGACAGUAUUCGGUGGGUGUUUGAUUAUUCAAAAGAGUCACGAGGAAUAUGGUUUGAAAACGCAAAUGGUUGGUUCAAAUUAAUGAACCCAAGCAAGAAAUACAAGCCUAUAUAUGACCCUUUUCUUAAGAAAUGUGACCUUUGGUUGAAUUUGCAUGACAUUAUUGUGGAGAACAUUGACUGUGGGUAUUCUUCUAUUAUUUCUCUUUUGAAAGAGCGUAAUGGCAUUGAGGAAUCGCAGGUGUUGGAACACGCAACUUUUAUUUUAAAUAACUGCCAGCAAGUGGAAUUUGGGCAUAGUCGAUUGUCGAGUACAAAAUUUGCAAAAGAAUUCAGAGAAAAGUUGACAGCAGAAAAAGAAAAAGCAGAACGAGAAGAAAAAGAAAAAUUAGAAAAAAUUGAGAGAGAACGUCUAGAAAGAGAGGAAAGAGAAAAAUUAGAAAAAAUUCAGAGAGAAAAAAGAGAAUUGGAACUAAAAGAACAACUGGAAAGAGAGAGUCAGGAGAGACUUCGACUCCUAGCACAAGAACAAACAACCCAGGGCAUCAAGGUGAAAAAAGAAUUACCAAAAAUCAAACCUCUUAACACCAAUUUGGCGAAACGCAAGCCUCAAAUCAAUCCCUUAGUAGUUCCCUAUAUUGAACGGUUAUGUACUGCAGCAAGAGAAGAGGCAGAUCAAGGAGAAUUGUCAGAUAGCGGUGACAGAGAUCCCUUCUUUUCGCCUUGUACUGUGUGUAAUGUUUGCAAUACACAUAGACCAGAACUCGUAACUUGCAAGGAAUGUGGUAAACGUCAAUUAUGUUCAGUGUGCUUUUAUAGACUACAACUGGACAAAGGUGUUAAACAAGAUUUUCCUCAAGACAAUGUCUCGCCAUUUGAGAUUUAUGGAACCCAAGAACUGUUUGUAUGUGCGGACUGCCCUUCUAAACUGGAAAAAAGGAAAAAACUGCAGCAAGCGGAAGAAAACGAUUCUCAAGAAAGCGUUGAGCUAGAUAGCGUACCAAAUACGGAUGACGAGGAAGAGGAAGAAAGUGACAGCUCACCGCCUACUAAGAAAUCUAAAAAAUCUACCAGCACUGCGAAUGAGCGCACAAGCUCUUCAAAAAAGAGAGGCAGAGAAAGAAAAGAACCAGAAAAAAAAGAAGAUUCCCAACACGAUAUUCCUAGCGACAAAGUAAGAACUACACGACGCAAAAAACUUUCAGAAGCAAUGGCUAUCCACGACAUUGAUGAUCGAAAAAACAAAAAAUUAGCGAGCGAAAUAGAAAAAGCAAUUCUCAAGAGACCAAACCCUGAGUUUUCGAAUGGCGAUCAUGCUGCUGCGAUUGUAAAGUUGCUCAAAAACAAGCAUAUUGUGUCACAAUUAUUGGAUGGAUCGCUUUCUGUGGCCAAGCUUGUUUCUUUGAGUCCGUCAGAUUUGCAAGAAAUGUCCAAGAAAAAAGUGAAGAAAUAA
Molecule: messenger RNA, 1791 nt
Organism: Naegleria lovaniensis
Lineage: Eukaryota; Heterolobosea; Eutetramitea; Acrasida; Naegleriidae
Exons: 3
Coding region: 1-1791 (596 amino acids)
Biological process (GO): DNA-templated transcription
Source: RefSeq, a predicted model, not a curated record